Stomoxys calcitrans (stable fly) is the source of this 1198-nucleotide messenger RNA. RefSeq names its product sorting nexin-12 (gene Snx3). Gene Ontology annotation, biological process: late endosome to Golgi transport; endocytic recycling. Gene Ontology annotation, molecular function: phosphatidylinositol-3-phosphate binding. NCBI's taxonomy places the organism in Eukaryota, Metazoa, Arthropoda, Insecta, Diptera, Muscidae. Bases 267 to 776 code for a protein of 169 amino acids. The transcript is spliced from 4 exons. Gene Ontology annotation, cellular component: retromer complex; early endosome membrane. The record is from RefSeq and is a predicted model, not a curated record.
CAUUGUUUUUUUCUUACAAGCACAACAACAAAUCGCAAUACAAGAAAAAUUAAAUUUAAUUAAAUUAUAGGAGAAAAAAAUUAAAUAUUGAACAACAAUAAAAUUUAAAGAAAAAUAUCAAAUGUACUCGGCUUGCAGUGUCCCCCUAAACUAAAGAGAAGGCCCGAAGACGCAUGAAGGAGGCGUACUCACGCGAGAAAUUCCCUUAAAUUUUUGAAAUUUCUGGAAAAACAAGUAUUUGGACAAAAAGUUAGAGGUCUCGAAAUAUGAUGGUUGAAUCCGACGGAACAACAACUACCGAUGCUACUCGUCGCCUGAACGUGAAGAAACAAACAUUGGACGAUGCAUAUGCUGUCCCUGCGAAUUUCCUGGAGAUCGAUGUGGUCAAUCCACAGACUUCCAUGACGGCGGGUAAAAAACGCUACACCGAUUAUGAAGUCAAAAUGAGGACAAAUCUUCCUGUUUUCAAAGUAAAAGACUCAAGUGUACGACGACGUUAUAGUGAUUUCGAAUGGUUAAGAAAUGAACUGGAACGUGAUAGCAAGAUUGUGGUGCCACCAUUACCUGGUAAAGCCUGGAAACGGCAAAUGCCAUUCCGCAACGAUGAAGGGAUUUUCGAUGAAAAUUUCAUUGAGGAACGACGCAAAGGCUUGGAGGCAUUUAUAAAUAAAAUCGCCGGUCAUCCACUAGCCCAAAACGAACGGUGUCUACAUAUGUUUCUACAAGAGAAUAUAAUCGAUAAAAAUUAUGUUCCCGGCAAAAUACGUAACACCUAAAAGGCUUCAUGGAUGAUAACGAACAAAAGUGAAAAAAUAAUAAUAAUAAAAUUUAAAUAGAAAACAACUUUACAAUAAACUAGCAAAAAAUAAAAUGUUAUGUUUUUAAGAAGAGAAAAAUAUUAACAGAAGAGAAGGAAGGAGAUGCUUUAUGUUUUUUGGUGAAGUCAUCGAUCUUAAUCGCGCUCAGCUGCAAUGGUGUAUCAUUUACGGAAUUAAGAGAUGGAACAAUGAUAAAAAUUAAAGAACUACAUUAUUUCUUUAUUGUCUCUUUAAUUUAAGAUAUUCUAUUCUACAUUUUAUAUAUUUUCGAAUUCCAAUGUUAUUAAAAAAAAACAAAGAACAAGAAUCUAAUUGUAACUGUCUUAAAAUAUUAUUAUUACAAAAUAUACAACAAAUUAUAAGAUAUGGUUUUCAAAAUA